AUGUAUUAUUAGACACCUACUCCUAUGAUGCCAUUAGCUCAUGCUAUGAAUAACCCUCUUUAAGUACAAUAAGCUGUUAAUAUUCGCAAACCUGAUUUCCCCCCAGAUGUAAUAAUAUGUGUUUUUAUUCUUAGAUGCAACCAAUCUUUGUCAUACCUUAAAUUGCUCAUAUCAAAUCUUAAUUAAAACCAAAAUGUAGACCAUAUGAUCCUAUUUUGGGUAUUGGAAGAAAAGCAGAAUGGAUGUUGGAUAAAUUUGAAGAUGAAUAUGAGUAGAUGCAAAGAGAAGAAAGAGAAAAAGGUAUAUAUAUAUAUAAUUAUAAUUAUGUAGAUAUUGUUAAACCAUCAAGAUUACCAUUAAAGAUUCUGAAAAAAUACGAGAAGAGAAGAUAACAUAGUGAAGAAGUGAAGAAAAGAUUGUAAACAUGGAAUCCAUUUGAAGAUCCAAAUAUUACAUCUGAUCCUUAUAAAACAUUAUUUGUUGGACGAUUAAAUUUUGCAACAACAGAUAAAAAAUUACGCAAAGAAUUCGAAGAAUAUGGCCCUAUUAAAUCUGUAAGAAUAGUGCGAAAUUCUACUCAAGAUAAAACAAGAGGCUAUGCAUUCAUUGGUAAGGGGGUGAUCAUAAAUUAAAAGAGUAUGAGAGCAAGAACAGUGUUAAAUCAGCUUAUAAAUAUGCAGUUGAUAAGCGUAUUGAUGGUCGUAAAGUGAUUGUAGAUAUAGAAAGAGGUAGAACAAUACUUAAAUGGAGACCUCGUUAUCUUGGUGGGGGAUUGGGAGAAUUGAGAAGAUCAAGAAGUGAAGAAUUAUAAAAGAAGACUAAAGAUGAUUAAGUAGAAAAGGAGGAAGAAGAUAAAAGACGUAAAACUAAAAAAGGUAAUUAAUAUUAGAUAUAUAUAUAUAUAGAAGAUGGGAAAUCAUCUAAAAAACCUAGAUCUCGAUCUAAGAGUGCCAAAAAACAUAAGAAGAGAGAUGAGAGUGAAUUUAAGAAGAAUAAAAAGAGAGAAAAAUCAAAAAAGAGACAUAAAUGAGU
Paramecium pentaurelia is the source of this 1032-nucleotide messenger RNA. The record is from the annotation of a GenBank genome assembly. Lineage: Eukaryota; Ciliophora; Oligohymenophorea; Peniculida; Parameciidae.